AUGCGAACGCUGUUUCCUGAUGAAUUUGAUUUCUAUCCAAAAACGUGGUUUCUACCAGAGCAAACUGAACAAUUUCAAUCCGAUGUACGUUCUAUCCAUGAAGAGGAUCGAAGACAACUGCGUUCUCUUACAACUUUCAUCGUGAAACCAUCGGAUGGUUCACAAGGAACAGGUAUCUAUUUGAUUCGAGAUGCCACUCGUUGGAAUGCCACUUCUCGACCCCAUGUUGUUCAAGGUAAUGUCUUCAGUUCUGCGUUUAAUAUCUUAUCACGAUGCUAUGAAAUUCAUUUGCAGAGUACAUUGAUCCUCCACUUCUAA
Molecule: messenger RNA, 318 nt
Organism: Rotaria sp. Silwood2
Lineage: Eukaryota; Metazoa; Rotifera; Eurotatoria; Philodinida; Philodinidae
Source: the annotation of a GenBank genome assembly